This is a messenger RNA of Chelonus insularis, 1078 nucleotides long. RefSeq lists its product as uncharacterized. Lineage: Eukaryota; Metazoa; Arthropoda; Insecta; Hymenoptera; Braconidae. Bases 1 to 882 code for a protein of 293 amino acids. The transcript is spliced from 6 exons. The record is from RefSeq and is a predicted model, not a curated record.
AUGAAAACAUAUCAAAUACAAAGUAGUGCUACUAAUGUUUAUCUGCCGCUUGAUGAAAAACUAAGUGCGAAUGGGAUACAGAACUUGAGAAUUAAUGUUCCACCGAUGGUGAGAUCUGGUGAUUCAGUUAUUCUCUCAUGCAUUUAUGAUCUUGAACAUCCACUUUAUGCAAUCAAAUGGUUCUACAACGAAAGAGAAUUUUAUCGUUAUGUACCAAACGCAGUACCCAUUCAAGAAAGUUUUUCUGUCAAUGGAAUGAAAGUUGACAUUAGCAACUCAGAUGAACAUGGAGUAACACUUCUUGACAUAACGAGCGAUUUAAGUGGCACAUACAAGUGUGAAGUAUCAGAAGAUUACCCUUCCUACUAUACAGCAAAAAAGGAAGGAGAUAUGGAAAUAGUUGAUGUUCCAGAUAUGGAUCCGAUGAUUAUCGUUGAGAAGCCAAAAGUGCGAGUGAAUGAAACCCUCAGAGCAAACUGUACAUCGGGCGCUUCAAAUCCAGCACCUAAUAUUACGUGGACUCUUAACGGAGCUCAAUUAAAUAGUAAUACCACGCAGUUUACAUUACGCAACCGUACAGUACACAUAGACAGGAAGUUCAUGAGCCAGUCUAUUUUUGAACUUCAAACAACCAAGGACCUUUUUCAUGGUGGUUGGUUGCGGUUACGUUGCUUUGCUACCAUCAAUGGAAUCUACACUGCCACUGCUGAGUACAACAUUACAAAAGCUGAUCCACUACGCUCACCCAUCACAGGUGAUGCAUCUGCUCAUCAUGGUAAAAACGGAUGUGAAACGGCAUUACUUGGAACGCUAGAGACCCAAAGAAUGAGGACAUUCCGUCUGAUUGCUGGUACUAUACUGUUAUUGAAGCUUAGCAGGUAGCUCCAUUCAUCCAUGGACAUCAAAAUGUGAUCAACAUUGUCCACAUAAAUCCUAGUAGUCUAGGGCUUCCAACAUACUGUACGUUACGUGUUAACUACAUUUAUGAAGUUAUGGAGUAGAUAGAAAAUUCAUUUUUAUCUAAUUUUAAGAUUACAUUUAAAUAACCGAUACUCAACAGCGAUUCAACCAAUUUCAA